CUUCUGCAGUGCAGCUCUUCAUUCUGUGAUGAUAGUGAUGAAUAGUCACAGUGUGCUGGGAUUCCUGGCGGGCUGCUGUGUGUGUGUCACAGAGCUAGAGAGCGAGGGGGAGGUGAAAGUUCACCAUGGCUUGGCCAUAUCAGGUGACAAUGUGCAAAAGUUUGGCUGCCUCCUCAGAUUAAAUUUCUCAAACUCGGAGAAUGACAAGCGAACGGGAAUAUAAUGAAGUGGACGGAGAAAACGAGGCGCUGUCGUUCGAUUAUUAUGACGAUGAUGAUGAUUUCGACACAUUCGAGGACGGAGACUGCGGCUGUGAUGAAGGAGUGCUGGGCUUCAGUGAUCCACUCAGCUGUGAGGUGAAACCUCGGAUCCUGCUCAUGGGCCUGAGGCGAAGUGGCAAGUCUUCCAUUCAGAAAGUUGUAUUCCACAAGAUGUCACCCAACGAGACUCUGUUUCUGGAGAGCACUAAUAAGAUUUGUCGAGAGGAUGUUUCCAACAGUUCCUUUGUCAGCUUCCAAAUCUGGGACUUUCCUGGUCAGAUUGAUUUCUUCGACCCCACAUUCGACUAUGAGAUGAUAUUUCGUGGCACAGGGGCUCUCAUUUUUGUCAUAGACUCUCAGGACGAUUACGUGGAGGCAUUGAGUAGACUUCACCUCACCGUGACAAGAGCCUACAAGGUCAAUCCUGACAUCAACUUCGAGGUCUUCAUCCACAAGGUGGACGGCCUUUCAGAUGACCACAAGAUUGAGAAACAGAGGGACAUACACAAACGAACCAAUGAUGAUCUAGCCGAUGCUGGUUUAGAAAGAAUACACUUGAGCUUCUACUUGACAAGCAUCUAUGAUCAUUCAAUCUUUGAGGCCUUCAGUAAAGUUGUGCAAAAACUCAUCCCUCAGCUUCCCACCCUUGAGAAUCUGCUCAACAUUUUUAUAUCUAAUUCAGGGAUUGAAAAGGCUUUUCUCUUUGAUGUGGUCAGUAAGAUUUACAUAGCAACCGACAGCAGCCCGGUGGACAUGCAGACCUAUGAAUUGUGUUGUGACAUGAUAGAUGUGGUUAUCGACAUCUCAUGCAUCUAUGGGUUGACUGGAGAUGAGGUGGGAACUCCUUAUGAUAAAGAAUCAAUGGCCAUAAUCCACUUGAACAACACUACGGUCCAGUACCUAAAAGAGGUCACCAAAUUCCUUGCCCUGGUGUGUAGAUGUAAGAGGCUAAUUACACUUGUCUUUGCUCACCCAGGACUUAUCGAUUACAAUUUCCACUGUUUUAAGAAAGCCAUAGAAGAGGUGUUUGACGUGCGCUUGAAAGUGCAGAGGAGUCGGAAGCUUCUGAGCCAGAGGAGGUGGAGCAGGCAGACCGUGCCAAACGGGACUCAGGUGCAUCCUCAUUGAAGAGCACUGAAAGCCCUCCAUCCUGUUACAGUGACUCCAGAGUGAAGGCUUCACACAGACUUCGCUUGUUCUUUGAAUCUUCUUCAGGUCUACUUGCUGCUCUUCAGUGAUCCAAAAUGGCAAUAUAGAUUCCGUUGUGCAUUAAAUAUCUUGCACAGCUAACUUAGCUGUUCAUGCAAAGUUUGUAAAGUAAGCUACUUUUUUUGUUGUUAUUUUCAUUAAUAUUUUUUACUCAAAAUCAAUCAACUGUGCUACAGUUUCUCACAAAAACAUGGUAAAAGUAAUUUCCAAAGUCACAAAUGCAAGAUCAUACAUGGUAAAACAAGAAAGUGAUUUUUUUACAUACAUUUUUAAUUGGUUAAAAUUAAAAAUGAAUGCCCCAUUUUUUUACUUUGUUAUUGAUGGUUAAAUAGCUAUUCAGUUUCACAUAUUCUUUCUUUAUUUACUUAAAUUUGUGAUUUCAGUUUUUCAGCAGCUUUUUUAGGGCCAUUUACUGUUCUUUACCUGUCUAAAUAGACAAUACAGACCGCUGUGUACAUUAAAUAUAUUGCACAACUAAUUUAGCUGUCCAUAUUUUAAAUGUUUUGCAAAGAAUGCAACCUUUUUGUUUUUUCAAUAAUAUUUUUUUUUACCUUGAAAAAAAUCUGUGCUAAAAGUCACAAGUGCUAGAUCAUACUUUUGUCACGUUUAGGGCACGA
Cyprinus carpio (common carp) is the source of this 2086-nucleotide messenger RNA. RefSeq names its product ras-related GTP-binding protein D-like. The coding region runs from base 201 to 1388 and encodes 395 amino acids. The transcript is spliced from 7 exons. NCBI's taxonomy places the organism in Eukaryota, Metazoa, Chordata, Actinopteri, Cypriniformes, Cyprinidae. Gene Ontology annotation, molecular function: GTPase activity; GTP binding. The record is from RefSeq and is a predicted model, not a curated record. Gene Ontology annotation, biological process: positive regulation of TOR signaling; regulation of autophagy; cellular response to starvation. Gene Ontology annotation, cellular component: lysosome; Gtr1-Gtr2 GTPase complex; nucleus.